AUGGCGCUCUGGGAUGGACUUUCUUGGUUCUCUGUCGAGCGCUCUAGAGGUAGUCCUCUAAUUCAGUGGAUACAAUCUGCAUUGGCCUUGUAUGCGACCCUGAAUUUGAAUGCUUCAGUUUACCCGCCGGAUUACUCUUCCAAAGUUUCAGAUGGGGAACAUGCCGACUUCAUUAUAGUAGGCGCUGGUUCGGCGGGCUGCGUGCUGGCCAACAGACUGACUGAGAUCAGCAACUGGACGGUCAUACUAGUGGAGGCGGGGACCUAUCCCUCUAUUGAAUCUACAGUACCGGGUUUGUAUUCCCUCGUGGACUACUCUUUCGAAGACUGGAACUAUUACACAGUCGACGAUGGAUACACAAGCCAAGCGCACAAAUCAAAGAACAUACACCUCACCAGAGGCAAAAUGCUCGGAGGCUCCAGUGGCGCUAAUUACAUGCUUUACGUUAGGGGUAAUAAGAAGGACUACGACGAAUGGGAAGAAAGUGGACUGGAGGGAUGGUCUUGGGACUCUGUCCUAACUUACUUUAUAAAGAGCGAGCGCCUUCGUUCCGAGGAAAUAUUGGCGAGCCAUUCAGCUGAUCUGCACGGUACAGAUGGAUUUCUAGGUGUGACUCGGCCACUCUGGCAAGAAAAAGUAGGAAAUGAUUUAGAAGCGUUCAAAGAGAAUGGGCAUGAAAUUCUAGUUGAUACGAAUGGAUACGAACAGUUAGGAUACUCCUUACCUACAUUUACCAUAGACAAUAAGACUCGACAGAGUACGUCAGUUGCAUUCCUCAGGCCUAUAAAAGACCGUGAAAAUAUACGAGUAUUGACUAACACUUUUUGCAGGAAGAUUCUAUUUGAUGAAAACAUGCGAGCUAUUGGUGUAGAGGUCAAGCUUCCAAACGGAAAAAUUAUAAAUCUGAUGGCUAAUAAAGAAGUAAUACUUUCGGGUGGAGAUAUUAACAGUCCACAAUUAUUAAUGUUAUCUGGCGUCGGACCCAAAAAACAUUUGGAAGAAAUGGGCAUACAAGUUUUACUCGAUGCACCAAAUGUAGGCGAAAAUCUCCAGGACCACCCCACAGUUCCAAUAUUUAUAAAUUAAGGCAAGAAUACUUCAUCAUUGUUUGCUGAUGUAGAAUUAAUAACAAAUUUGGAUAAAUUUCCUAUCCCCGCGUUUAUAGGACACGUGGCGUUGAAUAAAUCGCAAACUUUUCCUGAUUAUCAAACUUACGCCUUAUCUAUAGGUGUCGAUUCUAUCAUACCUGCAGUCAUGUGUAGCCACGUGUUUAGAUAUGAUGAUGAAAUUUGUCGUGGAAUGGUCCAGAUCGGGAGGACAAAUCAUUUACUUUUCACAGGUGUCACUCUAUUUCAUCCAGAGUCCAGAGGAAGGAUUUAUUUAAAAAGCAAGGACCCAGAGGAGAAAGUACUUAUAUAUAACGGUUAUUAUACGAACCUGAACGAUUUGAAAAAACAUAUGAAGAGUGUGGAAGAUUUUCUUACUAUUUUAAAUACAACGCAAAUGAGAAAAAUUGAUGCAAAAGUUUUUGUUUCCAUUGAUCAAUGUAAAGAUUAUACAAUGAACACUCCUGAGUAUUGGAAAUGCUACAUUUUGAACAUGGUCACUACUUUGUGGCAUCCUGUAGGGACGUGUGCCAUGGGGCCUGAGGGAGAAGGUGUAGUAGAUGCUUCGUU
Manduca sexta (tobacco hornworm) is the source of this 1676-nucleotide messenger RNA. RefSeq names its product oxygen-dependent choline dehydrogenase-like. Bases 1 to 1086 code for a protein of 361 amino acids. Gene Ontology annotation, molecular function: oxidoreductase activity, acting on CH-OH group of donors; flavin adenine dinucleotide binding. Lineage: Eukaryota; Metazoa; Arthropoda; Insecta; Lepidoptera; Sphingidae. The transcript has 4 exons. The record is from RefSeq and is a predicted model, not a curated record.